AUGUUCAAGCUUCGUUCCCAGUCCAUUCGCUCUCUUUUUAUUCAUUUCUUGGCAUCCGUCAUUGCACUUGUUUCCCGUUUCGUUGCAUCCAAGGUCUCAAAUAUGCACUUCACCACAAUUGUGCUCCUCGUUGGAGCGCCAACUUUGUCCUUUGCCCAGGUCGUUGGCAAGGCCUACGGCUUCGCUGCAGGCGUCACUGGCGGCGGGUCCGCUACGCCUGCUGUCCCCAAGGACAUUGCCCAGCUCAAGUCAUGGCUCGGGGAUGAUACCCCCCGCGUGAUUCGCAUUGACAAGACCUUCAACUUCAUCGGCUCCGAGGGAAGCGUCACCGAGAUGGGCUGCCGCAACAAGAAUGUCUGCACGUUCCUCAACGGCGGCCAGGACUGGAUCAAGCCCGACUGCGACAGCGAGCAGACCCCUGUUCAGGUCACGUACGACAAGGCUGGCACGGUGGGCAUCAUCGUCGGCAGCAACAAGUCGAUUGUUGGUGUUGGGAACAAGGGCGUCCUGCACGGCAAGGGUCUGCGUCUGAAGCAGGGGGCCUCGAAUGUCAUCAUCCAGAACCUCCACAUUGAUAACCUGAACCCCCAGCACAUUUGGGGUGGCGAUGGCAUCAGCCUUGAGGGUCAGAACAACGGUGUCUGGAUCGACCACAACAAGUUCACACGCGUUGGUCGCCAGAUCUUCGAUGCCAACACGGCCACUCUCUCGAACAACGAGUUCGACGGCAAGACCAGCUACUCCCGUACCUGCAACAACAAGCACUACUGGACCAUCAUGAUGGUCGGCAAGCUCGACAAGAUCACCUUCGACAAGAACUACCUCCACGACGUCUCGGGUCGCGCCCCCAAGAUUGGCUCCGAGUCCGGCACCCAGAUCAUCCAGGCCGUCAACAACUAUUACAACUACAACACCGGACACGCCUUUGACAUCUCGUUUGCUGGCGCCCGCGUCCUCAUCGAGGGCAAUCGCCUCGAGAACCAGCCGCAGCCCAUGACCCCGGCCAGCAGCACCGGCAAAGUCUACAACGUUCCCGACGACGCGUCACGCACCAACUGCGCAUCCUACCUCGGCCGCAACUGCGAGAUCAACGCCAUCACCGCGUCGGGCGCUAUCACGGCACGCAAGGACAACAGUGUGCUGACCGAGCUUGGUAAGUACAAGGCCAACCUUGUGCAGCCUCUGCGUUACGGUGACGUCAAGGGUCACGUCCUUGCGAACUACGGUGUUGGUCGCAUUGGAAACUAG
Verticillium dahliae VdLs.17 is the source of this 1248-nucleotide messenger RNA. RefSeq names its product pectin lyase B. The record is from RefSeq and is a predicted model, not a curated record. The transcript has 5 exons. Bases 1 to 1248 code for a protein of 415 amino acids. NCBI's taxonomy places the organism in Eukaryota, Fungi, Ascomycota, Sordariomycetes, Glomerellales, Plectosphaerellaceae. Gene Ontology annotation, molecular function: pectate lyase activity.